AUGGAGGAUGAGGAUCAAGAACCCAAUGAUGAAGAGGCCGGAAGGAUGCAGAUGGAGAUUUUUGAAGAACAGCAAAUCAGGUUGGCUGACUAUCAACUCCGUUUGGAGGAACGAGAUAGAGAAAUCGCUGAAUAUUUGGAGAUCAUCCGGGAGCUACAGGGUACAGUUGGGUCCUUGCAAGCAAGUGUGGAGGACCUUGAGGAAAGAAUCCAUGUGAUGGCGAAUGCGCCAAUGCUCAUGACUGGCCUACCAGUGUUUACAAGGUCCACAAUGGACACGAUGAGAGAACCGACAUUCAGUGGAAGACGGCUGGAUGUACCGCGCAUGCGACAGGUGUAUUCGGCACUGCCGAAUGCACCGCUUCAUAAGAUGAUUGGUACAGAGACAAGGGGUGCAAGAAGAGCAGUGGAAGGAGGACCAGUAUCAUACAUCGUGGUGUAUUCUAAUGGAGUGUUUUCUCUUGGUGCCACAAGAGAAGAGCAGUAUGGUUCAACCCCUGAGUUCAUCCAGUUUGGGACUAACAAGGGAAUGGUUUGA
Molecule: messenger RNA, 537 nt
Organism: Bursaphelenchus xylophilus (pine wood nematode)
Lineage: Eukaryota; Metazoa; Nematoda; Chromadorea; Rhabditida; Aphelenchoididae
Source: the annotation of a GenBank genome assembly